Molecule: messenger RNA, 741 nt
Organism: Cydia splendana
Lineage: Eukaryota; Metazoa; Arthropoda; Insecta; Lepidoptera; Tortricidae
Exons: 1
Coding region: 1-741 (246 amino acids)
Source: RefSeq, a predicted model, not a curated record
AUGAAAAAUGCUAAAUCUUGUGACACACCUGGAAGCAACGAUGCCAAGUCGACACAGGAAACUCCUCAGGAGAAGGAAUACCCCUAUAGAGAGGCAGUGGGGAGUCUACUGUAUCUAUCGACCAGAACGAGACCUGACAUCGCACAGGCUGUAAAUUUAGUUAGCAGAAAUGUUGAAAAUCCAACUAAACAAGAUGUCGUAAAGGUCAAGAGGAUAUUCAGAUAUCUAGUUGGAACUAAAGAGAAGGGCAUACUGUUUAAAAGAAAUAGCCCGUUAGAAAUUAUAAAUGCCUACUCGGACUCUGACUAUGCGGGAGAUCCGAAGACGAGACGAAGCACAUCUGGCUCAGUACUUAUGAUAGCAAAUGGACCUGUUUCAUGGGCAUCCAAGAGACAACCCAUAGUGUCCCUUUCAUCUACAGAAGCUGAAUUUAUUGCUGCAGCAGAAUGCUGUAAAGAAGCGUUAUACCUAAAAUCGUUCUUAAAGGAAAUAACAGAUAUAGAUGCAAAAGUCAAUCUGCAUGUUGACAAUCAAAGCUCAAUACAGCUAGUAAAAUCUGGCUCUUGCAACAAAAGAUCUAAGCAUAUAAACGUGCGAUACCAUUUCAUACAUGAACACUUUGUGCAAGGGCUGAUCAAUAUAAACUACUGCCCAACCGAAGUACAGCUAGCGGAUAUAAUGACAAAGCCUUUAGGUAAAGUGAAGUUCGCUGGACACUGCAAGACACUAAUGUGUGGAUAG